This is a messenger RNA of Glarea lozoyensis ATCC 20868, 1068 nucleotides long. RefSeq names its product NAD(P)-binding Rossmann-fold containing protein. The transcript is spliced from 5 exons. The record is from RefSeq and is a predicted model, not a curated record. Lineage: Eukaryota; Fungi; Ascomycota; Leotiomycetes; Helotiales; Helotiaceae. The coding region runs from base 1 to 1068 and encodes 355 amino acids.
AUGACAUUACUAAACAUAUCGCCUUCUCGCAUCCUGGGGAGGUUUUUCCCUUUACCACUACCCCCCGAUCUAUCAUUUGAGGGACAAACGGUUGUUGUGACUGGUGGCACGAGUGGACUCGGACUUGCGACUGCUACAAAAUUCUACAAUCUCGGCGCCAAUGUCAUCAUUUCAUGUCGAAACAUAGCAAAGGGGGAAGAGGUGAGAUCGAAAAUACUAGCGCAAUCGAUGAAUACAACGAGUAGUAAGGCGACUGUGAUGCUAGCGGAGCUUGACAUGAGCACAUAUGCGUCGUGUGUGAACUUCGUGGACGGGCUGAAACAAAAGCUGGAUAAUAGGGCUCCCGACGUCGUUGUACUUAGUGCCGGUAGCAUUAAUCCUAAAUUCGAACUAAGUCCUGAGGGUUGGGAGAAAACAAUCCAAGUAAAUGCCCUAAGUACAGCAUUGCUCGGCUUACUCUUGGUCAAUUGGAUGAAAGCAGACAGUAUAAAUCGUACCAGUCUCGCGCAUCUAGUUUUCGUAACAUCGCGCGACCAUCUGUACGCCGAUGUUUCGAAAUGGCCGGAGAUUGCGGCAGAUGAUGGGAUUCUACAUCACCUAAGCGACCCGAAAGAUUGGCCAGCGUGGUGGGUUGAUGAUCAGCCAAAUUAUGCGAGUAGCAAGAUGAUGGCCAUGUAUGCGUUUGACAAGAUAUGCAAGCUAGCGCUAGAUUCUGAUGAAGAGCCCCUUGUGAUAGUGAAGAGCGUUUGUCCUGGCACGGUAAAGACAAAUAUCGGCCGCGGUAUUGCAGCAGCAUCGUUUGUCUUGAAGAUCAUGACGCCCAUAUACUUGUGGGUUUUAGGCAAAACCUCAGAUCACGGCGCUCGACAUUGUGUGAAUGCUGCGAUCAAGCCUAAAUCAGAACAUGGUAAAUUCACAAUUGCCUGGUUGACGGACGAGCAAUAUCAGAAGAAAGCCAUUUUCAACAGGACGAGUGCAAACGGAAGGAAGGUUCAAGCUUUAGUUUGGAAAGAGAUGAUGGAUGAUUUCGAGUCCAAAAUUCCUAUUUUUGCGAAGAAGAAUGAGUAG